Messenger RNA from Eupeodes corollae, 1720 nucleotides. RefSeq names its product vanin-like protein 1. NCBI's taxonomy places the organism in Eukaryota, Metazoa, Arthropoda, Insecta, Diptera, Syrphidae. The transcript is spliced from 4 exons. The record is from RefSeq and is a predicted model, not a curated record. The coding region runs from base 76 to 1683 and encodes 535 amino acids.
UGUUUUAUCUUUAAGGUAUAAAAUGAAUGCUUCUCUUAAUACCGACUCUCAGUUUUUGAUAAAGUUGCAAACAAUAUGGUAGGCCUUAGAAAGAGGAGUUCUUUUUGUUUCUUAUAUUUGUUGUUUCUUAUUAAAGCAGCUCAGCUUGAGGAUGUAUCUGCAUCUAAAUCAUUCUACACAGCUGGAGUCGUUGAAUUUGCUCCAGCCAAAUACCAAGGAUCAUUCCUAGACCAACUCAACGACAAUCUCGAUGACUACAUACAAAUUAUAAACUCACAUGAAGCUUCAAGCACCGAUAUUAUUGUUUUUCCCGAACUGACCCUAAAUAAUCCACAGUACUUGACAUUCCUUCCAGAACCGAAAGAUAAAAUAAUUCCAUGUGAUAGUAGCAGUAAUGAUUAUGAAGCAUUUUUCAAAAAACUGUCAUGUGCUGUCAAAAAUGUCAGAAAAUAUGUUGUAGUCAAUGUAUUGGAGAAAGAAGUUUGCACGCGUACAUCUCAGAUGGAGAAAAAUGACCCCAGACCAUGUGCUCCAAAUGGUUUGAAUAGUUUCAACACAAAUGUCGUAUUUAAUCGUGAUGGAAUGGUGAUAGGUCGUUAUAGAAAAUACAAUUCAUAUGAUUUGAUGACAAAUGUCACUUUGAUGCCCGAACUGUCAACUUUUGAAACAGAUUUUGGUGUCAAAUUUGGGAUGUUCAUUUGUUUUGAUAUUAAUUUCUAUUCACCAGCCAUGGAAUUGGUGGACCUAGGAGUGAAGGAUUUUGUGUUUAGUUCUUUUUGGUAUUCGGAACUACCAUUUUUGACAGGUGUACAGCUUCAUCAGUCUUGGGCUUACGCUAAUAAUGUGAACUUACUAGCUGCAGGGGCAAGUUCUCCUACCGGAGGGACCACUGGUUCUGGCAUCUACUCUGGACGACAAGGGGCUCUGGUAUCAGUGAUGGCAAAUAGUCCUGAACGAAAAUUGUACAUUGCGAACGUGACCAAAAGUUCCCAAUCGAAAUCUGUCCAAGUCUCCCAAACUAAUAGAAAACUCAUUGUUAGUAAGCAUACCACAGGAAUCCGACUCAUGCGUGAAUAUCGCAUGGAUGAUUUUACCUCAGAACUUAUAGAAAUUAACAAUGAUGGUUUGACAGUUGUUGAGAAACUCUUAUGCCACGGAUCAUUUUGCUGUCAAUUUAAUUUGGAACUAACCAAAAUUUCCCCGACAAUUUCUAGCAAUUCUUAUAAAUAUCAUUUGGCUGUAUUUGAUGGAGAUCGCAAUUAUUCUGGUUUUGGUUAUACAAAAUACAAGUUCUGUGCAGUUUAUGCUUGUACUGGAAAAACUCAAGACUCUUGUGGGAGAAUUUUUGAUGGAGAUACUGAAAUUCAUCCAGAAAUAGUUUUUCAGAAAAUAUUAAUUGAAGGUGACUUUCCAAAAGCUGACAAAGUUUUGAUAAUGCCAAAUAGCUUGGACCAAAGUCUGAUGCCUCUCUCGACUGACCGUUUUGAAUUUGACAUCGAAGAUGACAAACAAAUGCAUCAUGUAAAAUAUUCAUUCUCCACUGCAUCAGAUGAUCUACUUACUUUUGGAAUAUAUGCGAACUAUUACAAUGGUGGAAUGGCACUAUUUAGAACAACAUCAAGUUUACUUAUUUUAAUGGGUUUAAGUAUGUUUGCUCUUCAAAACUUAUCACCACAAAGUUAAAAGGUCUUAAAAUCAAAAAUAUUAUAAGAAAGGAAAU